This is a messenger RNA of Microthlaspi erraticum, 936 nucleotides long. NCBI's taxonomy places the organism in Eukaryota, Viridiplantae, Streptophyta, Magnoliopsida, Brassicales, Brassicaceae. The record is from the annotation of a GenBank genome assembly.
AUGGAUGACGAACUGAAUAUUUUCAUCAAAGUAUGGGUCUCUGCGAUAAUCUCUGUAACGUACAGUUACUAUUUAUCAUCCAGAAUCAAAGCUGGUGUUCUUCGUUUACUCUCUAUCACUCCCGUAUGUGCUCUCUUCUUCCUUCUCCCUCUCUUCUCGUCCUCAAAGAUCUUCGUUUCAAUCACAGCGUUUUGCCUCCCAGGACUUGCCAGUUUAAAGCUCAUCCUCUUCGCUUUUGAUCAAGGUCCUCUUUUUCCACUUCCAACAAACCUCACCAGAUUCAUAUGCUUCACUUGCUUGCCUAUCAAGCUUCAGAAAAAUCCUAAAUCUCAAAACCUUUUCCCCAAAUGGGUUUUCGGCAUUAAAGUUGCAAUCUAUGGUGUUAUGUUAAAAUUAUAUUGCAACAAUCACAACCUACCUCGAAUUAUGCGGCUAGGUCUCCGUCCUUGGCACUUGUACUUGGAACUUGAGAUUAUCUUAGCCCUCCUCAAAUUUCUGGCCACGAUCACUCUUGGGUGUGAGUUAGAGCCAAUAUUCAACGAGCCAUACUUAGCCACAUCUCUUCAAGACUUUUGGGGUCGACGCUGGAACCCAAUGGUCUCAUCGAUUCUCAGGUCAGGAAUCUACGCUCCUCUGCGGCGUGUCUGUGGACGCCUAAUGAGCUCUGAUCGUGCUAGAUUGAUCGGGUUUCUUGCGACGUUCAUCGUCUCAGGUGUGUUUCACGAGCUCAUGCACUUCUAUUUGACUCGUGAGACACCUUCAUGGGAGCUCACCGUCUUCUUUACGUUAAACGGAGUUUGCACGGUGGUGGAAAUGGCGGUGAAGAGAACAAAGUUUGGGCUGCGGUGGCAGGUGAGACCGGUGGUUUCUUGGCUGCUCACGAUGGGAUUUUUAUACUUAACCACUGCUUUGUUGUUUUUCGAUCCGGUAGUAUAA